This is a messenger RNA of Cydia fagiglandana, 4706 nucleotides long. RefSeq lists its product as uncharacterized. Lineage: Eukaryota; Metazoa; Arthropoda; Insecta; Lepidoptera; Tortricidae. Bases 155 to 1513 code for a protein of 452 amino acids. The record is from RefSeq and is a predicted model, not a curated record. Gene Ontology annotation, cellular component: membrane. The transcript has 9 exons.
AGGGUGUCGGUUAGGUCGUACUGCGUUUGGUUGGCGACAUCGAGUGGAUGUGGGCGGAGUAUCGAUCGACGCGCGGGCAUGCGCGAGCGUGCCGCGGACGGCGCAGACAGUAAACAGAGCGCACGCUGACGCUCGUCAAAGGUGGUGCCCCGGGAUGCCAACGCAGCUGGUGUUGGCGCUGCUCGCGGCCUCAGCGGCGAGCACCCUUGCCCGGCCUCCAGAGCCCACGCCGUCUCGAGUGGUGGCGCUGGAGCCUCCACCGCGGGGUCCGCUCCGGCAGCGCGUCCCCAUUCCAGAGUCGCGGGAGUACCUGUUACCGAGGUUCCUGCUGCCACACUUUCUAGGCUACGAUGACAGUCCCCGGAUGCCUCCGCCGCCACAGCGAACUUUACCCGACCACGAUUGGCUGAAUAAGGAAAUUGAUCGCAUCAAUCAGAUGUCAGGUGAAAGUGAAUCGAUCAUGAGGCCAUACGACGACGAUUUGGCCCACUGGAUUGCCCGCGACCCUUAUGUGCAGCGUAUGUUCGAAAAUCCCGUGAAAACGGCUCCUAGCCACAAAUUUGUUCUAGAGUCUAUGAACGAAGCAGAUGAAACCAGAGAGAGACCACGUCUAAUGCUGGCUCCCUCUAUUCAUGGAAUAAAAGGCCUAAGCAAACGCCCCGAGAAACCGGCCAGUGAUGAUAGGAAAUCAUUUGCACUCACGCCUCUCGAUAAAGGCUAUUUUGAACCUGACCUGAAUGAGAAAAACCAACAAGAUGUCAUAGUGGAUACACCCAGUAUCGAGGAACCUUUGGCAGCUAUGGUUAAGGAGCCACCUCGCCAAACUCGGCAAAAUCCCAAUCUCAGUCGUACCAAAACUCUUGUCACCGAAAACAUAGACAAACUAAGAAGCGGACUGGCUAAUAAGGACUACCGAUUACCUGUCUCCUUACUGCCAACUAACCUGGGCUGGUUGAAAAUUAAUUCUGUUGAGGAUGAGGAGAGCAACGGCCACGAAGACGGUUUGAUGGCAGAGAAGGGUAGAGAGCACAUUCACGUGCUGGAGGCUUCCAAUAACGACCCCAUAGACCCGCUGUUGUUUGCUGCCGUAGGCGGGGCUAUUGCGGCAGCUGUUAGCCUUACCAUCUUCGGAUUCACCUUCGCGUGGUAUACGUUGGCAAAAAAAGCGAAGGCUGCAGCUGACGUGGACUACCCGGCUUACGGAGUGACAGGACCCACGGUAGACUCUACGGGCGACAGGAAACUUGCACACUCAGCGCACAUGUACCAUUAUCAGCACCAGAAGCAGCAAAUCAUUGCGAUGGAAAAUAGGAUAGAUCUGGAGCAGCGCCUGGGCUCAGUGUCGGAGCCCGAGUCGGAGGAGGAGAAUGAGGAAGGUGACUACACCGUGUACGAGUGUCCCGGUUUCGCCACGACUGGUGACAUGGAGGUGAAGAAUCCGUUGUUCUCCGACGACCCCACUCCGGCCACUCCUGGCAAGUGCGAAGUGGUGAAACCCCAACCCAAGGACUAACUGCAUACCAAAAACUCUUCCUUCUACGGCUUAGACUUCUUCCUUAAUUCAUUAGGGAUCUCCAAUAACAUGGUUAGUCCUCUUUUAGUUAGAAUUUCAUUUAUUUCGAGUACUUGUUAGAUAAGUAUUGAAUUACGCUUCUGAUGGAUGCGAGCGUGUCGUUCUGCGUCCUUAAUAUGUCAAUAGUGACUUCCAUGUUUGUUUUUGGGCAGUGGUUGAAAACAAUCUUACUUAAAAUAUUAUGCACGAAAAUACUAAGUUACAAAAAAUACAUUGUUAUGUUGUACAAAUUGGCUUUCAAGGCUUAAUAAUAAAAUCAAACCUCAAUUCUUAAAGACUAACCCAUGUGUCAGUUUAAUGUCUACUAAUUAUUAAAAUAUAACACACUUUAUGUACCUACCUAAUCAGUAAAGUUAUCACAUAUCUUCUAUUUACAAAGGUAUAAUACCUAGGUGGUAUCUAGGUGUACUGUAUGGUGCACAUUAAAGAAUAUUUACUUAAUGAAAGGUACCAAUACAUAAAAUGAAAAGAAGUAUUCGCAUUUCGAACAUAUUAUAUUACCUACUUACUAUUAAAAUUCUGGAAAAUAUUCCGGUGAUUAGGGUAAUCAAAUGAAAUUUUAUUAAACAUACAUACAUAAACAUGGUAGUAAUUACUGUAAUUAGGCUAUAAAAAAUCAUAUAGUACGACUUAUUUGCUUUAUAUACCUACAGUUAUUUACAAAUAUAAAUCGGUGUUACUCAAUGUGGCAAAAGUAGUAAGUAUAAUAAUAGAUUAAUGAAUGAAAUAACUAAAUGUAUCGAUACUGAGACUCGUCUAUCCCGCCUGUGGCUCGGCAUCCUAUUGGUAUUUUGCAUAGAGUACGCUGCGUCAGUAUUAUUUCGGUUUUCUCACAUACACGAUAUCUAAUAGGUACAUAGAUGAAUACGAAGAAAACAGGUACUUCCAGGGAUUCUAGGCAAUAUUUGCAUCGAAUAGUGACUAGGACUACGUUUACGUCAUGCAGUAGUUCGAUAUCACGUGUACCUUUAUAGUAUCCGUAAGUAUCGUUUGUAGGAAUAUUUUUAAUGACAUUACACAUAUUAUUAAACACGCAGCUAAUGCCUGUUUCUUUAUCCCAGAUAUUAAGGUUGGGCAAUAGAAUUGCCAUUAAUAUUAGGUAAGUAUUUGUAUUCAUUACACUUUGUAUCUCCUCCGUGACACUUCUAUCUAUUUACUCAUUCUCAUGUGUAAAUAUAUUAAUGACUGCGUUUCCUCUUUUCAUUGCAUUUGUGAAUACUGGCAUGUGUGAAUUUAUUAUAUCCGCCGCAACCAAAAGGUUGUCCGGCAGAAAUCGCUCUUUAGCGAUAAGACCGCCUCCUGGUUUUUAUCUCUUGUUACUGUUUUAUUUUUCUGUAUUAUUUUCUUCAACUGAGGAGUGCAAGUGCAAUAACUCAUUACUCGUAUUCGUCCCUAAACAAAUACUCCUAUUUGUAUUAUAGGUAUUUGGGAUAUUAAGAAACAGGAUUCUGGGUCCUCUCCACUCCAUCCCUCCGGCAUGGGCCUGGAUCGGCCUAAACUCGUUAUUUGGUGCCAUCGAUACUUACCUACUGUUUGGUUUUGAUAUAUUUAUUGUUUUAAUAUCUUUACAAAUAAAAAUAUAUUUAUACUGUAGAUAUAUAUUAUUGUAACCUAAAGGUGCGAAUUUGAUUCAAGUGUGUAAAUGUAAAUUACAGGUUUUUUUAAUCUUUAAGGGCUUUAUGUAUCUUCAUAUACAAUUAUGAAUACCAAAAGACACAUUUCAAUUUCAUACUUUAUCUUUAUGUAUAUUUUGUGUUGAAGAAUAGCAGCAUCAUAGGUAGACUAUUAGUGAAAUGAUUAAGUAAUAAGGAGCUAAUAACCAGCUUUCUUCCACUAAUAAUAGUAAUUAAAAAGCUUAUAAUUUGUCUGGAUAUCACACACCGACCCGACCCGAUAUUCUUUACAGGUGCAGUGCGAUAUUCUUUGAUUAUAUCCUUAUCGAAUUAAAAUAUACCUUCAUAUUGAUAAAAAUUCUGAAAUAUGACAUAUGAAAUAUACAAUUGAUGGAAAUGUAUUUAAGUAUCUAAUCGUUUUAUACCUACUCGUAAGGUAAAGUUAACAAAUAUAGGUACCUAUUGUCCGUUUUCAAAAUAUGUCAUACAUAUAUUAUGUCAAGCUGCACAAUUUUUUAUCUUGAAAUCUUGAUACUUCACUUCUAAAGUAAACUUUGUCUGGCAAAUAUGUAAGUUACUUUAAAUAUUUGGAAAACUGACCUUUCAUCAAAUUUUACAUUGAGUUACAGAGUACCACUACACUUACUUACUACGAUAGAACCUACUUAGUUCUUAUGAGUUAGUGACAUAAUUAAAAAAAAAGUUAUUACUCGCAUGGGAGUAAAAAAUACUUUACCUCCCGCUGCACCAGGGUGAAAUAGCACGCUUACCGAGCAAGUGUGUUGAAAAAUUACAAUUAAAAAUUUAAUUUCAAAUAAGAUUACACUUUCGGUGCCGGGCGUUUAUCUUCUUGUAAACUCGGUGCGGACUGCAAAGAAAAUAGUUGUGGAAUAUAAUGGAACCAAUAUAUUCUAUGGCUCUUUCCACACAGACCUUACUCCAACGGGGGAUAUGAAAUUAAGAAUUGUUUACGCACGAGUACAUCAAUGUCGUCGCACCAUCGUGUUUAUCGUUAAUAAAAACGCAUAUAGGUAGGUAUAUAUCCCUAAUUUAUAUAUAUGACGCAGAAUGUUAUUUAUAUGUAGGUAUCUUAUUACCUACUUUUGUUGUUUAUAUUAUUAAUUAGCAAAAAAUAAAACAUAUUUAUGAGUAAAAUCGCCAGGAUUCUAUCUGCGGGUCCAACAACUGUAAAUGAAACCUCCACUUUUAGAAAUGAAAUGUAAAAAAAGCACGAUAUGUGGUGCAUAUGCUACGAGAGUCAGAAGAUACCUAUUUGUAAUUGGGUAGUUGGGCUCGCAACCUGCAGCGAAUUAUUUUUCGAGUAAUUUAUUAUCUAAUUGUCAAUUUUAAUUGACUGAUUAACCAAAUCAUCUCACCGUGCCACAAUCAGAAAUCUUUGUCAUAGACGUAACUAAAGUAGCCAUUUAAUAUAUCCAUCGAUGUAAAUUUCCUAUACGUAUGUGUAUCUUUCUUUGUUUUUAUGGGUAACAUAUUAUAUAAUAAACGGUAUCAAAUAAGUA